AUGAGCGAAUUAGGUGACAAUCUUGUGAUGGCUUUGCCUGUUGCACAGAAGGAAGAAAUUGAGAACAAAGCAACCCCCGACAACGUGAUGGAAUCUGUCGGGGAUGAGAAAGUGGACCAUAAACAAGAGGUGGAUGGUGCUGGUGACAUAUCAGAACAAGAAGGAGCCUCGGUAAUCACAGGGGAAUGGGAGGGAGUUAGUGAACAUGAACAGAGGAUAAUGGACUAUGAGCAACAGAAUGACCCUCACGAGCAGCCGAAGUGUGAACUGGACAAUAAUCGAGGGGUCGAGCAAGCGGCAGGAGAUGAAGUGAUCUCUGCACAAGCUGUCGGUGACGCCAAAGCGGUACAUACCGGGACGAGUACUGGGGUGCACAAUGUGGGCCCAAGCGAAGCGACAGGAAGUGUUAAGGACGAAUACUCUCAUUAUAUUGUGGCCGAACUAGAAGCGCUAGCGUUGAAAGAG
Sphaeroforma arctica JP610 is the source of this 465-nucleotide messenger RNA. RefSeq lists its product as hypothetical. NCBI's taxonomy places the organism in Eukaryota, Ichthyosporea, Ichthyophonida. The annotation marks the transcript as partial. The transcript is spliced from 3 exons. The record is from RefSeq and is a predicted model, not a curated record.